Messenger RNA from Exophiala xenobiotica, 2106 nucleotides. RefSeq lists its product as uncharacterized. Lineage: Eukaryota; Fungi; Ascomycota; Eurotiomycetes; Chaetothyriales; Herpotrichiellaceae. The transcript is spliced from 8 exons. The coding region runs from base 1 to 2106 and encodes 701 amino acids. Gene Ontology annotation, molecular function: DNA binding; DNA-binding transcription factor activity, RNA polymerase II-specific; zinc ion binding. The record is from RefSeq and is a predicted model, not a curated record. Gene Ontology annotation, biological process: DNA-templated transcription; regulation of DNA-templated transcription.
AUGUUUCCGAGCACAUAUGUGUCGCCGCUCGGUCAAAUGUCGCAAAAGUCUGCAAGACAGCGAGUGUCGGUAGCUUGCACCGCAUGCCGAAUUAGAAGAACCCGGUGCGAUGGCCAGUUGCCGGAAUGUGGAACAUGUUGCCGAACCAGGAAACAAUGUGAAUAUCCUUAUGAGACAGAAAGGCGCAAACCACCGACGAAGCGCUACAUAGAGGCGCUCCACGCGCGUAUCGAAUUACUUGAACAACAACUGCAAAGUCAACAGCAACCUGGACACCCAGCUGCCGCGCCCGGCUUCAUUGACAGACAUCAUGAUCAAGCCGCUCGUUUGGGCGACCAGGAAUUCCAAUCGACCAUUCCACCCGCCGAGCGGACAGAUCCCGAAGCUUCUGCAGACGGUGAUCCUGUAGGUGACCUGAUAGACACUGUCGGUCAGUUGAGCAUUGCAGAGGACGGUCAACUUCGGUAUUUCGGUGCGCCGAGUUACUUCAAUCUGCUUCGAAGUGCCCCUCACGUCACAACGACCAGCCCCGAGCAGGACAAUCACGGGCGGGAUAUUCCCAUACCCGGAAAUUAUUUAGACAUCGGCCUGUCCCUCCAGUCGCAAAAACAUCUCUUGGAUUUGUACUGGAGGUGGCAGAACCCGUGGCAGUACUUGGUGCACCGGACCGCCUUCAGCAGAGCGGUGGAGCGUGGAAUAUAUGACGACUAUUGUACACCGCUUCUGCUCCGCUGCAUACUUUCUCUGGCAGCCAGGUAUUGCGACCACCCUGAGGCUCGCUUGGACCCAGGUGAUGGAAAUACUGCGGGAGAACUGCUAGCUAUUCAGGCCAAAGACAUUUUGAGCAUCGAGAUCGAACAUCCGUCUACGUCGACAGCUGCGGCACUUGCAAUAAUGGCGCUCCGAGAGAUGUCGGUGAAUAAAGAGAGCUUGGGGUGGACAUACAUUGGUAUGGCUGUGCGCAUAGCAUACAAUCUCGGACUGAAUUUGGAUUGUCAAAAGUGGGUUGAUCAAGGAAAGAUUUCGGAGGAGCAGGCCGAGAUUCGCAGAAUUACUUGGUGGGGUUGCUAUCUUUUGGACAAGCUGUUCACCAUCGGACUUGGACGUCCUAGUAUGAUAUGCGAGAGGGACAUCACCGCACCGAAACCGGCUUUGCUCAAGGAAGAGGAGUUCGUUCCUUGGAAAACAAACGAGGGCGAGCUGCCAACGGAAGCUCCUGCUUCUCGAUGUGUGACGACGAUGCGAUACAUCACCACAAUAUUCCAGCUCGCAUGCCCGGCACUGGAUGAGAUAUACGCCCCGAAUAGCGAGCUUUCCUGGGCUGAAAAGGAGGAGCUGGUUGCGAAGACUUAUGUCGAUCUGACAGGUCAAUACUCGAAUCUUCCAAGCAUCUUGAAACUACCGCACUCCACAAAGACACCUCUUCCUGCACACAUAUAUUCACUCCAUAUACAAUACCAUACGGUGCUGAUCUUACUUCAUCGGCCAUUCCUCCGUCGAGAAAGGCAGCCGCCACAUCUGUCUGCAGAAAAGCCCUCGACCUCCCAUCAUCACCAUAUCUGCACCUCUUCGGCAGAGACUAUUUCCACCAUCCUGCGAGCUUACCGCUCAAACUAUACGUUGCGAAGGAUACCCAUCUCUACCGUUCAUGCCGUUGGCACAGCGUCAGUCAUUCUCUUGCUGGACGCUACCUCGCACGACGCAAAGAUGAGCCAUGCAGCCAUUCGAUUGUUGAAUUUUAACAUGACCUGCCUGCAAGAGAUGAGUACCGCUUGGACGUGGAGCCUACGUUCCAUCCGCUCUCUCCAGAUUCUUGCCGAAAAAUGGGCUGUCAACGAAAACUUGCAUGCCCAGAGCGAUCAGAAGCCGACAGUCCCAGCACCGGCAGCGAUGACGACCACGGAUAUGGAUGUUGAAGGCUUCGGCGGCUUCAACGACCUUGGCCCCGAGAUGGGGACCGAUCCUCUUGACGCUUUUGCCUCAACAAUCCUCGAUGCCGGGCCCGAGAAUAUCGACUGGCUCCUGGCCUUUGACGGCAGAGAAUCAGACCCACAGAUGGACUACGCUUUCUUCGCUCAGGAUCUGUGGGGGAUGGGUCCAUCUUGA